AUGAAAUACCAGUGCAGCAACACCCCGAAGGAGUGCGAGAGAAACAACGGCAUCUGCAUCAACAGAAUGGACAACUGCGCUGGCAAGACGCAGAAUAAUCUCUGCGAGAACGAGCACUGCACUUGCUGCAAGAAGGACGAGUGCGGCAAGACGUCGUCCAAGUGCUCCAGCAAGAGAGGCAAAUGCAUCAACAUCAUGGACUACUGUGACGGGAAGACAGACAGCGAUCUCUGCGACGGCAACAACUGCACGUGCUGCUACGAUUCCAAAUGA
Penaeus vannamei (Pacific white shrimp) is the source of this 273-nucleotide messenger RNA. The record is from RefSeq and is a predicted model, not a curated record. Lineage: Eukaryota; Metazoa; Arthropoda; Malacostraca; Decapoda; Penaeidae.